AUGGAAAGGCCUGAAGCCAUCGGCACCGUCACAAUGCUCACGUCGGGCCUCCCAGAGACGUUCAUCUCCAUAACCGGGCGCUCUUAUUCUCCACACGUCAAUCUUUCCGACGCAGUACCACAAAGCAUUGGUGCAGCACCGGCCACGACGAGUUUGCAUCGAGGGCGAACGGUAAAAGAGCAAGGCAUAUGGUCGCACCAAGUGAGGCGGUCGCUGUCGCCUCUUCAGGGAUGUUCAUAG
Molecule: messenger RNA, 240 nt
Organism: Colletotrichum truncatum
Lineage: Eukaryota; Fungi; Ascomycota; Sordariomycetes; Glomerellales; Glomerellaceae
Source: RefSeq, a predicted model, not a curated record